AUGAAAGCUCGCGAGAUAUUGGAUCGCAAACGAAAAAAACUCACGUACUUUAGCUCUUGUAACUACAACAAUUGUCAAUGUCAAGGUUUUCGACCGUUUCCAAGCAAAAGAGCCGCUUCAAAGCUGGUGGAUAAAAAGGGAAAUAAUGACGCGGAAGAGUCAUCAUUGGAAUAUAAUCUCGAAUGCAUUGUGUACGCAGAUUCAAAUGAAUGCAAAGCGUGUGGACAUGCGAUCAAUAAUCAUGCGGAGAAGAUUCAGAUGCUCACUGAUGACGAAGUCAUGUCAUUCAUCAAAAGGGUUCGAGAUUUGUGCAAAUGCUGCUCGAAAGUUGAUGAAAUCUCGUCAGAGGAUGAAGAAAGCCUUCAAAUUCUUUACAUUACGAUACAAUUGCUAUUAAAAUCGUUAAGAAAUCUCACACCAAUGGAUCCACCAUCUUUCGGAAAGCCGCAUUUUGAAGCAGAAACGAUGAACCCUCAUCAAAUUGUACAAAAUUUCAUAAAUAGCAAGUAUCGCGAUUAUAAUGUAGAGAAACAUAAGGCCUAUGAUAUUGCGAAUAUGUUUCUGUCUGAAAUGAAUUAUUGGGUUCUUCCGCCGUUCAACGAAAUGUCCAAAUAUGUCGAAGAACGUCUCGAAUUCGGCCGGUACCGAAUAUUGCAUGCUCGUAUUGAAUACUACGUAAUUAUGCCAGAAACAUAUAAAUCACUUCGUCAGUAUCAACUGGUUGAGAUUUUUGGAGAAUCGACGAUGCUGCUUUUUCUGAGCUAUUUUAUAAACGCGACUUCGAAGAAUGUCUAUAAGCCGAAUUGUCUUAGCUCGAAGAAAUUCGAAGAAAACAAAGCGACGUUGUUGAAAUUCGCUCGAGAGCUCUCGAGUUUUUUGCACAACGGCGAGAACAGCGAGGAUUUGUUGAAUAUCAGCGGAACGUCUUCGAACUAUUCACGACGGGACUCGUUUGAACGCGAUAAAGACAGUGUUCUCAAGUACCAAAAACGACCGAGAAAAGAGAUUUCGGAGGAUGAUGAUGACGACGACGAGCAGGGAAGCAGCUCUAGAAAAUCGUCGAUUGAUGAACCCGAAGAGGUGCAUUUGCCGAGGAGGAAGAAGCGCGAAACGACGCAACGAACACCAGAACAAGACAAUGAAGCUGAAUUGGCGGUGAAUCAAGUGAAGGCUAUCAUCAAACUUGCCAAAAUGGAAAGGGAUGAGAAGAAAAAAAUGGAUUUGGAUGGCAGGAUUCCGACGAAGAAUGACACAGAUUUGGUGAACAUUGAGGUGAAUCGAGGUCUCGCCGCGAUGCAAGAAGAAAAGGACGGAAUGAUUGAAUUCCGGGUGAUCGGCAACAAUCUCGAUCCGUUUCAAGAUCGCGAGAAGCUUGCUCAGCUCGUCCAGCUCCAAACAUUGUUCAGUGUGCAGCUGCCGAAAAUGCCCAAGGAAUAUAUUACGAGAUUGGUUUUUGAUGAUCGCCACAAAAAUAUGGUUAUUAUUAAGAGAGGAAAAGGAGUUAUCGGCGGAAUUUGCUUCCGACAAUUCCCAUCGCGCGGAUUUGUCGAGAUUGUGUUCUGUGCGAUUACGGCGAACGAGCAGGUGAAAGGGUACGGUACACAUCUGAUGAACCAUUGCAAAGACUACCAGAUCAAGAGCAAAAUUUUGCAUGUUCUCACAUUUGCUGAUGAAUUUGCUAUUGGGUAUUUCAAGAAGCAGGGAUUCUCGACGAGAAUUGAAAUUUCGAAGAAGCAUUAUCAAGGAUUCAUCAAAGAAUACGAAGGAGCAGCUUUAAUGGGCUGCCAACUUCAUCCGCAAAUUAGUUAUACAAAUUUUGCGUCGUAUUCGAUGAAUGUUCGCAAUAUUCACAAAGCAUAUUAUGAGACGACUGGUGAUUCGAAUAAUGGACGCAAAUUUGGAGGGCUUGAACACUCGUUUAAGAAUCAUGGCACACCAUUACCUUUAAAAUAUAUUCCGGGUUGUGAGAAGCUUCAUGGCAAACGACAAUACGAUUUAGAAGAAGCCGAUGAGGUUCUCGAAGUGAAAAUCGAAAAAAUUCUCAAGAAGCUCAAAGAUGACAAAGAGAAUUCACAUAUGUUCUUAGAGCCGGUGGUUGCCAGCGAAGUGCCCCAGUAUUAUGAUUAUAUCGAGCAUCCGAUUGAUUUGAGAACAAUGAGUGAGAGGCUUAAAAAGAAAUAUUACACACAUCAGCAUUUGUUCAUUGCUGAUGUUAUGAGGCUUUUUCGAAAUUGUUACUCCUUCAAUGGCUCUGAGACACCGUACUACAAAUGGGGAUAUCAACUCAACGAAUUGGCUUUGAAAUUGUUGAAGUCCAACUUCCCUGACAGCCCAAUGUUCCCUGAACUUCCUGCACAAAAACCGACUUGUACAUCAUUUUGA
Caenorhabditis bovis is the source of this 2382-nucleotide messenger RNA. Lineage: Eukaryota; Metazoa; Nematoda; Chromadorea; Rhabditida; Rhabditidae. The record is from the annotation of a GenBank genome assembly.